Messenger RNA from Hipposideros armiger (great roundleaf bat), 3795 nucleotides. RefSeq names its product NFKB inhibitor zeta (gene NFKBIZ). The record is from RefSeq and is a predicted model, not a curated record. The coding region runs from base 282 to 2438 and encodes 718 amino acids. Lineage: Eukaryota; Metazoa; Chordata; Mammalia; Chiroptera; Hipposideridae. Gene Ontology annotation, cellular component: nucleus. The transcript is spliced from 12 exons. Gene Ontology annotation, biological process: regulation of gene expression. Gene Ontology annotation, molecular function: DNA binding; POU domain binding.
UCCGGAGGCGGGCCCGGGAGGUGGCCCCGACGCAGCCAAUGGCCCGGCCGGGCGCGGGGCAGGCCGGCGAGGUGGCGGUCCCCCUCUCCCCGCCCACGGCCCCGCCCGCGGCCCCCAAAGCCGGCUAAAUAGGCGAGCCGCGCCCGUGCCCGCGCCGUCCUUCCUCCGCUCGUCUCCGUGCCCGCGGCAGCCACAGCCACAGCUACAGCCGGGAGGCAGUCGCGCGCAACGAGCCGGUGGCGUGGGUGUCUGGGGGGUCCCCGAGCGCCGAGCCCGGGAGCAUGAUCGUGGACAAGCUGCUGGACGACGGCCGCGGCGGAGAGGGGCUGCUGGACGCGACCGGCGACUGCGGCCUCAUGACCAGCCCGCUCAACCUGGCCUACUUCUACGGCGCGUCCCCGCCCGCCGCGGCCCCGGGUGCCUGCGACGCCAGCUGCUCGGCGUCGGGGCCGUCGGCGCCCGCCUCGCCCGGCUCCGACUCCUCCGACUUCUCCUCCGCCUCGUCCGUGUCGUCCUGCGGCGCGGUCGAGUCCCGGCCGAGAGGCGGCGCCCGCGCGGAGCGCCUGCAAGUUGAGCCCCAUAUGGGGUUUGGAAGGCAGCAAAGAGGACCCUUUCAAGGUGUUCGUGUGAAGAACUCAGUGAAAGAACUCCUGCUGCACAUCCGAAGUCAUAAACAGAAAGCUUCUGGCCAAGCUGUGGACGAUUUUAAGACACAAGGUGUGAACAGAGAGCAAUUCACAGAAUUGAUGAACUCAGUAUCGUAUAGUGGGAAAAGGAAAGGACCGGAGUCGUCUGAUGGACCAACUUGCAAAAGGCCAGCUUCGUCACAUACCCAGUUUUUGACACCACCUCAAACACCAACGCCCGUGGAGAGCAUGGAAGAUGUUCACCACAAUGAAUCCAAACAGGACAGCAGCACUGAUCUGCUUCAGAACAUUAUCAACAUCAAGAAUGAAUGCAGCCCGGUUUCCCUAAAUACUGUCCAAGUUAGCUGGAUGAGCCCUGUGGUGGUCGCUCAGAGCUCUCCCCGAGAGCAGUGUCAGGACUUCCAUGGAGGCCAGGUCUUCUCUCCACCUCAGAAAUACCAGUCGUUCCAAAUCAGCAGCUCCCCACACAUGAUGGAUCAGGCUUCCAUGUACCAGUAUCCUCAGAACCAGAACGUGCAGCAGCAGCCACAGCACUACACCCACAACCCAUCUCUGGAAUACAGUCCUUAUUCCAGAGCUUCCCAGUCCCCCAACUAUGAAGCAAACCUCUUUGAUAAUCAAGAACCACAGUUCUGCCCAAAUCAAAGUUUUGCAUCCCUUCUAAGUAGUCAUGGGGAAAGUGAGAAUAUUGCUGUUCCCAUUCAGACGUCCCCCAGUGUUCAACAACAAAACGACGCCCACCUGCAAAACUUCAGCAUGAUGCCACACAGUGCUAAUGAGGCCAUGCUAGGGAAUGAGGCAGGCUCUGUCCCUUUAAGCACUUCACUGCCAUUCCAGAAUCUCAUCGGAAGUCCAAUGAACACCACACAGUUAGGGAAGUCAUUUUUUCAGUGGCAAGUAGAGCAGGAGGAAAGCAAAUUGGCAAAUAUCUCCCAAGACCAGUUUCUUUCAAAGGAUGCAGAUGGUGACACGUUCCUCCAUAUUGCUGUUGCCCAAGGGAGAAGGGCCCUUUCCUAUGUCCUUGCAAGAAAGAUGAAUGCGCUUCACAUGCUGGAUAUUAAAGAGCACAAUGGUCAGAGUGCCUUUCAGGUGGCAGUGGCUGCCAAUCAGCACCUCAUUGUGCAGGAUCUGGUGAACCUUGGGGCCCAGGUGAACACCACUGACUGCUGGGGGAGAACCCCUCUGCAUGUCUGUGCUGAGAAGGGUCACUCGCAGGUGCUGCAGGCAAUUCAGAAGGGUGCUGCAAUGAGCAAUCAGUUUGUGGAUCUUGAAGCCACUAACUAUGAUGGCCUGACUCCUCUACACUGUGCGGUCGUGGCCCAUAAUGCUGUGGUGCACGAGCUCCAGAGAAACCAACAGCCUCACUCACCUGAAGUUCAGGAGCUUUUACUGAGGAACAAGAGUCUGGUUGACACCAUUAAGUGUCUGAUUCAAAUGGGAGCAGCCGUGGAAGCCAAGGAUCGUAAAAGUGGCCGCACAGCCCUGCAUUUGGCGGCUGAGGAAGCCAAUCUGGAACUCAUUCGCCUCUUUUUGGAGCUGCCCAGUUGCCUGUCUUUUGUGAAUGCAAAGGCUUACAAUGGAAACACUGCCCUGCAUGUUGCUGCCAGCCUGCAGUAUCGGGUGACACAGCUGGAUGCAGUCCGUCUGUUGAUGAGGAAGGGAGCCGACCCAAGUACUCGGAACUUGGAGAACGAACAGCCAGUGCAUUUGGUUCCUGACGGCCCUGUGGGAGAGCAGAUCCGACGUAUCUUGAAGGGGAAGUCCAUUCAGCAGAGAGCUCCACCAUAUUAGCUCCAUGGACUUGGAGUCUGGUCGGCAACACUCACUGUCAGUUAGGCAGUCCUGUUAUAUCUGUACAUAGACCAUUUGCUCUGUAUUGGCAAAUGUGAGUUGUUUCUAUGAAACAAGCUUAUUUAGUUCACUAUUAUAUAGUGGGUUAUAUUAAAAGAAACGAAGAAAAAUAUCUAAUUUCUCGUGGCAGAUUUUAGUAUUUCAUACCCAGGUAUCUGGGAUCUAGACAUCUGAAUUUAAUCUGAGUGGUAAAAUUGACUUAAAUGAACAGUAGCUUUUGGGUAGGAAAAGGUUUUGAUUUGUGGCAUAAGGCAUUGCUCAUGUAGCUCUUGCCAGUUUAAAAGCAGGUAAAUUGUAAACAUUUUUAAAAGAAAAAUGAAAGCAUUUGGAAGGAAAAGCGUAAACCUGGAUGUCGUGCUGAGGCUUUGUUUGGCCUGAUGGCAGUGCCUGAUAUUGUUGGUGUUGGAAAGUCUCUAGUCAUUGGACUAGGUGAAAGAUACCAUGUCUAAAAUUUGAUUUUUCAAACUGUAUAGAAUUGUCAUUUUUGUCUUUUAAAAUAUUUGUACAUAUUUGGUUAUUAAGAUGGCCACAUUUGAAAUGUGUAAAUCAAUAAAAUAGAAAAGAACAAGUAAAUUGUCACUAUUUUAAAAAUUAUACACAUUCAAAGGGGCUGUGUCAUCACCCAACUACCAUCUCCAUACAUUCCAUACUUAUAGCAGACGGAGAGUUGUUUCCUUGGUGACUGACAGAGUCUGCUUGAAUUGUAAAUAUGCUUUUCUCAUGCAUUGAGAUGAGACACAUUAUUUGUCGGGAAUUGCAGUUCUUAAAGAGAACACCUCUUUAUGGCUCACUUUCUAGGACUUAUAAUUUACUUGCUCUGUUGGGAAUUUUGUUAUACCUUUAUAGGAACAACAAAAAGUCAAUAUUGAAACAUGUCUUACUAAUUUUCUAUUGUCAAAUAAUGAUAAUACACCAUGAUGUUUUAUAUCACCAUUCAGAAAAAAAUCCUUUAUUUUUUUAGUAAUCUAUUAAUAUUAUUUUGCUUACCUCUGACAUACCGCGAGGAACAUAUUUGGAAUUGAUUGCACUAAUUCAUUGUAAUACAUUUGAUUCAUUAAAAACUUUUUUUUUAAAUGAGUCUCACAAGCAGCUGACUGACUAAUCAUAUUUGUAGCUUAAAUUCUUUAAAAAAAAGAUAACCUUUGAAUUGAUCACAUUGUUUGAUCCAGUAUGUCUUGUGGACAAAAGUUAGUUAUAGUUAUUUGGUAUCUGUAAAUAUGGCUAUGAUAUGAACCAGUUCAUUCACACUCAUGGAGAAACUCAUGUAUGGUUUUAAAUAAAUAUGAAUUCAAUAAUA